CUUUCAUUCUCAGCGUCAUCCCCACCCUUUUCAUCGUGCUUCACUUCCUUUGUUUUCCUACAAGAUGGAGACACCUUUCGACUUCAUCGCCAAACAAAAUGCCGAGGAUGUAAAUAUUGCAUUUUCCUACUAGGUGAUUGACGCUAAACAUGAGAUCAUAUCAUUUGUCGACAGGCGCCUUGGCUGGAACAAGGCCGGAGAAUUUCUAGACUACUUCAAUGGCUCGUUUAAUCUUAGCAUCGCCGCCCGGCAUGGCAAAACCCACGAGUGCGCUCUUAUUCGCUUCCCAAUCCCGGGCAAUUUAUACGGAUCAUGAUUGAGGGGAAGGUCAAAAACGAGGUUAUGAUUAUGAAAUACCUUUCCCAGCAUACAACUAUCUCGAUUCCAUGAUAGGCGAGGGAAAGGAGGAGCUCUUGUUCCUCUUCAAGCCGCGGAAGGAGCAGUUUAUCCGUGCAAUGGAGCGGGCAGAAGAUGCAUCAACCAUAUCAGCGGGAGAGCAGCGUCUUUCAGCUCGAAUGUGGGAUUCGUGGGAUAUCGGGCGUUUCUGGUUCAACCUUGCAGCACGUAGCAGCUUUAAUGUGGACGAAGUCUACUGGAAGUGUCUACACAAGGAGGGUUGAGGCGAGGCGGUGCUGGACGAGACAAUACUUGCUAAGAAGUGCGAAUUCCUGAAUCGGAAGAAGAAUCAGUUCAAUGCGUACUGGGAUGAGAAGCGAAGUGACACGCGCUUUGCUAUAUAACCCUUGCGUAGCAGGAUAGAAAUGGACACUGUCCUCCUCGUUAUGUCUUCUCAGGAGCUACGCCUAGGAGGGCAUGAUGAAUGACUG
Truncatella angustata is the source of this 827-nucleotide messenger RNA. RefSeq lists its product as uncharacterized. The transcript has a single exon. Lineage: Eukaryota; Fungi; Ascomycota; Sordariomycetes; Amphisphaeriales; Sporocadaceae. The coding region runs from base 387 to 620 and encodes 77 amino acids. The record is from RefSeq and is a predicted model, not a curated record.